AUGGCUGACGAAAAGAAGGACAACUGGUCUACAGAGGAGUACCAGCACUCAGCCGCCUUCGUGCCCAAGCUCGCGACCAAGGUAGUGCAAUGGCUCGACGUUCAAAAGGACGACGUCAUUCUCGACAUUGGCUGCGGUGACGGCGUGCUCAACAUUGAGUUCGCCAAGGUCCUCUCGCAGGGGCAAGGCGCCGUGCACGGCAUCGACGCCUCGCCAUCCAUGAUCUCGGCCGCUGCCAGAGCUGCCGAGGCGGCGCCGGGCGGAGACAGGUGCACGUUCGAGGUCGUCGACGCCAACAAGAUGAACCUCGACAGGAGCCGGUUCCCCUUCAGGUACACCAAGGCCUUCUCCAAUGCGGCGAUGCACUGGAUCCUCAAGCCGGACACGGCGAGCACAUUCUUUGCGCGCGUGCGAGACGUGCUGCCCUCAGGCGCGACGUUUGCUUUCGAGAUGGGCGGUCUCGGCAACGUGUCCGAGAUGAGGACGGCGCUUGUGCUCGCCGCCGGACGGGUCAUUGGCCUCGACAAGGCAAAGGCGGCCGAUCCGUGGUUCUUCCCUGACGAGAAGUGGCUGACGAGGACGAUGGAGGAGGAAGCGGGGGGGUGGAAGAUUGAAAAGGUGGAGAGAGAAUGGCGACCGACGACGGCAGGCGAGGGCGGCGUCGAGGGCUGGGUGCGGUUGAUGGGCAAGGCCUUUUUUGGAUGCCGUCGAGGAGGAGAAGGGGGCUGA
Verticillium alfalfae VaMs.102 is the source of this 729-nucleotide messenger RNA. RefSeq lists its product as hypothetical. The transcript has 3 exons. The coding region runs from base 1 to 729 and encodes 242 amino acids. The record is from RefSeq and is a predicted model, not a curated record. NCBI's taxonomy places the organism in Eukaryota, Fungi, Ascomycota, Sordariomycetes, Glomerellales, Plectosphaerellaceae.